Molecule: messenger RNA, 3552 nt
Organism: Linnemannia hyalina
Lineage: Eukaryota; Fungi; Mortierellomycota; Mortierellomycetes; Mortierellales; Mortierellaceae
Source: the annotation of a GenBank genome assembly
AUGCCCUAUGAACAAUACAUGACCAGCCGGCGGGAAUCCGUCGCCACUAUGGAGUCGACCGGUCACCAACAGACCAUUAGUACCUAUAACCCUCUAAGCCGGCCGGCGUCCAUGGGACUUCCUUCGCGCAGUAAUACCAAUAACAUCAACAGCAGGGUAGGACAAUCAGCAGGAGAGAGCGUCGAUCUUCGGAAGCAGGCGGCACAGAAAUUGGCGCAAAAGCAGCUGCAAUUGAGGCAGCUGCAGAAGCAGAAGUUGAAGGAUCAGCAAAGGAAGAGUGGUUUGCCCCUUUUCCCUACCGAGCGAACCAGAGGUGCUAUUGGACCCGGUACCCUUCAACCAGUCGAUAUCACCAAGAUCGAUCUGAUGCCGAUCGAGGUUAGCCGCGCCAUUAUCAUUAAGUGUAUCGACGAGAUCAAGUUGAGAGGAUUGAAGCACAAGUACCUCUUCAGGAAUGCCUUUUACAGCCCCUCAGUCGAGGCAUCACUCCAGCUGCUAAAGAACCCCAAGAAGCGCCAUCUCUUCUCUGUCAAGGCCCUGCGCGUCGAUACCGUCGGAGGGCUACUGACUACAGUCCUCUCGCGUACCUACCCACCCCUCAUUCCUCCCGAUAUCCAAGAGAAGUUUGAAAAACCCAAUGGCCGGUUCUUCUUCGAGCUCCUGGGUCUCCUCCCAGAACUCAACCGCUACCUUUUCGUCGAGAUCUUAGAUCUCUGCUGCGAAUUAGCAGACGGCCAAUCCGAGAACCACGUCUCCCAUUCAAAGCUGGCCAUUUAUCCGGGGUCUUGCUGCUUCGGACUCGAAGAGUACAUGCCUACUUGGGAUACGCGGUAUCUCAUGACGCCCGACCUCAAAAAGUUUUCAGAAGUGUUUUAUAACGUCAUCUAUGCGUAUAGGGAGGAGCGGGAUUUGUCGGCGGAGGAGUUGCAGAAGAAGGUGGAGCUGAGGGAGAAGGUGAUGGCGGAGGAGCGUUUGGAGAUGUUGGAGCAAGAGCAUGGAUUGGAGGGAGCGCAGAUUAUUUUGAGGAUGGAGGCGAGGGUGGCCCAGGGUUUGCCAGCAGAGUCGCCACCUAUCCCGGUUGUGCCGACGUCACCUUCGGAUCUGAAAGAGGUCUCGCUUUACGCGGGGAGGAAGGAGAAGGUGGUAGCAGAUGAUGCUAUUUCGGUUCUGGAGAUGGAGAUUGAUCAGAACGAGAACACCAACGAUAACAACGCCAGCGGCUCUGCUACGGAUGUUUCGAGAGAUGGACGUACGCAGGACAGCGGAACAGAAGACGAUGGAGACGAGGAGGAGGAUGUCGAGAAGGUGAUGGCUGAUUUGAGGAGAAGCGUAUCGGUCGCUAUGUUGGGAUACUGGUCCGACAACAACAACCGCUCAGCCUCGUCCCUCAGUGCAACAACCACCGUCUCGGCCGCCUCAUCCACUUCAACCAUCGCCUUGCCACAACAACACAGCUAUACCCGCUACACUAACACCACCAACACCACCAACACCACCGUCAACACGCCCGCCAAAACUGCGGCAGCUGCUGCAACAAGACCCCGUCUGGCACACACAAAGUCCCUGGCUCGCUUCGGUUCCAUCGCCCAAAACCAAUUCCCCGUCUCCCCCGGCGACAUUUUCGGAAUCAGUCGUCAUGCGAUCGAACAACGCGAACUACAACAGUUCCUCUCCGUCGCUCGAACCUUCAAACGUCGCAAAUCUUUCGGGACCAAGAACGGUGGUAAUAACGGCAGCAAACGGAUCUCACAGUGGCGUCUUCAGAACAAACGACUCCGUCCAUUGUCGCCUUCCAGGUCGCCUGCCUUUGGAGCUACCCAUUUAGCGGCUGGCUCGGCACCUCUGUUUGUUCUUCGUCGGACUCCUCGCCAACACAAUGCCACGUUGCUCCUGGCUGCCAACGGUAGCAGCAGUCGUUCUCACGCGGACUCGACAGAUUCUUUACCAACAACAACGCCAACGCCAGUUCUCGUAUCGGCAACAAAAAGUCGCCGUGGCAGAACUCGCCAAUUCCGCAAGGAACUCGAAGUCUACCUCUCCCAAGGACUCACAAAAGAAGAAGCAAUCCAGCAACGCCGACAAGAUAAACACCGUCGCAAACGCGCCGCAAAACGCGCAAAACUCGCCGCAGCCCUCGAACGUGAAAGGGCCGCCAUCCGCGAGGCACAGGCCGCGGUUGAACGGGAACGGGCGCUGGAACAGGCACAGGAACAGGAGAGGGUGAAGGUGAUGACGUUGGAAGAGACUGAGGUGCUGGAGGCGUUUGAUUACUUGACCGAUGCCGAGUUUGAAGAGUUUAUGGUUCUCGCCGGUUUGACAUUGGCGGAUGUGGAGCGGAUCCGGGAGAAGGCUGCUACUGCAGCUUUGGAGCAGGUGACGGAGGACAUUCAGGCGACCGACCGUGUCCAGGCUGCCACUGCUGCUGCUGCCGCCAUUGCCGCAGAGAAGAAGGAGGCUGCCGAGGUUGUUGUGGUUGUUAAGUCCAUUGUUGUUGAGACUGACGAGACCAAAGAGCAAGAUAUUGCUGCCGUUGGCGCCGAUAUCGCCCAGCAGCCCGUUCAGACCGAGGCUGGUGUUGUCGCUGCCGAUAUCAAGGAGACCCCUGAAGAGCAAAAGUCCGAGAGCACCACCGCAGCUACUAUUCCUGCUCCUGCCGCAUCAACCCUCGCCGCUCCAAUCGACCACCAGAGGAAGCGCCCAAUCACCCCCCAGCACAUGACAUCCAUGGAGCUGUUGAUCAAGAACACGGCCGUCAUCGGCGACAGCAAUCUUCGCUGCUACCCCAUUAUCCUCACCACACCUUCGGCAUCAGCCAUCGCGGCCUCUGCUGCCAUCUCUGCAGCUGCCGCCGCCGCCGCCGUCUCUGGUGGACUCUUGUCACAGGCUUCCACCGUUAUGACCACUCUCCCUGCCCAGGCUACCAUCAACGAGGAAGAAGAUGAAGUGGUCGAGAUCAGGUCGCGAGAUGUGGGAAUGCCCGGUAACCGAUCUUCAGUGUCAUUGUUGAUCACAAAAGGAAUCCCCCACCUCGAGAACCACCUCUCCUCUUCCUCAUCCGCAUCUGCCACCUCUUCAUCCUCGUCCUUCGUCUCCGCCGCCUCCGACGACGAGGAUAACUAUGAAGAUUCCAUUGAAGACUAUUCCAAUGACGACGACCAGGAAGACGACGGCGAAUACGCCGUAACAGCAACCUCAACGACAUCCACUACAACCGUGACAACAACAACCUCAGGGAACGUCCAGAUCUUUGAAUUCGAAACCGUCGUCGAAGAAUCCGAUCCCUAUCCAUCUAACAAUGUCAUGUACGACAGUGACGGCGAAGAACUUGAGAUCCUCGACGUCAACCAAAACAACAACAACAACAACAACAACAACAACACAAACACCAAUGACCCCUUUUACGGAAUGGAUGAAGAAGAGGCUUCAGAGUUGCGAGAGCUUCUGGGAUCCAUGACCUCCGAAGAAAGGAGCGAGUUCCUCCGUCUCUCUCGUCAAGACGACAACAACAACGACGCAGGUUACUUGACCACCUCUGCCAUCGCCACCGCGUAA